Cooperia oncophora is the source of this 270-nucleotide messenger RNA. NCBI's taxonomy places the organism in Eukaryota, Metazoa, Nematoda, Chromadorea, Rhabditida, Trichostrongylidae. The record is from the annotation of a GenBank genome assembly.
AUGUUGCCCGCCGAAGCUGAUUCACACGUUCUGUGGACCGAGCAUAUAGCCACAGCAGUGCACACCUAUACUUACGCACAGAUAAUGGACACGCCUUGCUCUCUUCUCUAUGAAAGCCGAUCUUUGGUCGACCUCAUACGACGAUUCGUUUCCGGUGAUUACACUGAAGUCUAUGACCCAACGAUUGAGGACCGACACAAGAAGACGUUGAUGUACAACGGCAAGCCAGCGCAUCUAGAAAUACUCGACACAUCGGGAAAGGUACGAUAA